This is a messenger RNA of Menidia menidia (Atlantic silverside), 1443 nucleotides long. The record is from the annotation of a GenBank genome assembly. Lineage: Eukaryota; Metazoa; Chordata; Actinopteri; Atheriniformes; Atherinopsidae.
AUGGCACUGGGUAACAACUGCCCCUCCUCUCUAGAUGGCUACGUUGACUAUGACGACUACAGCUAUGAGGAUGGAUUUCCUGACGAAGCCGAAGGUGGUUACGACGACUGCUCUCCUCCAGACGACCACGCUUACUAUUACAUUUAUGGAGACGGUAUUCCUGACGGAGAUGAAAUGGGGAUGAAUGACACUUACCCAGAGGAAGCGUUCCUGGAAGUUGAAGGCGUCGUAACCAAUGGAACAUAUGACCCGUUCAAUGACGAGAUGAGUGAAUUGGAUUCUGCUUUAAACAAUCAGCCUAAUGGUGCAGAACCUGCAUUCCGUAUGGAGUUCGUUGAUGCUCCUUCAAGGAGUUGGACUGUCUGUACCAGUUCGAGUUAUGGUGGGCUGCAUGUUGUUUGUAGUGAAGAUGGCUUCCAAAUAUCCCUGCUAUCAGGCCUGUCACAGGAGAUUCAGGUUGUAGGUUUAAAGAACGUUUCCUUAAAAAAUGCUCCGAAGAAGUGUGGCUAUCGCAUGAAUCACCUGGACAAUACCGUGACUGUUCCUUUCACUGGCUGCAAUGUGAGGGAGCAUGUGGAAGAUGUAGACUGUGCUGUCCAUGUUGGAGAGCAGGUUUCGUGUGGUGACUCUAACGUCUCGGCCUCAGAUUGUGAGAAGAGAGGAUGCUGCAUGGAUUUGUCCAAACAAGCUUGCUACUACCCACUGGAUGAAUGUACAGCGGAUGGACACUUUGUUUUUGCUAUUCGUCACAAUUCUGCUUCCAUCCCCGUGGACCCCAAACAACUUGCUAUUCCUAGCAGACCACAAUGUAAACCAGUCAUCGUUAAUGAUGAGGUUGCCAUCUUUAAGAUUGACCGUAGCAGUUGUGGAGCGCUUUCUUAUGACAUCGGUGACUCAAAGAUUUACCUGAUUGAAGUCCACACCAUUGCCAAAGCUCUGAACCUCAAGUAUGGCAUAAUUACACGAAGUGAUCCUCUCAGGUUCUUGGUUGAGUGUCACUAUAGUAAAAAUGGCAUUCCUCAGGAUUCAGCGGCCAGUGUCAGCUACAUGGUCAAGACCUCAGCUUCCAGUUUGCCAUCAUCAAUCACCUCCAGUGACUCUUAUGGCAUAGAGUUAAAAAUAGCUAAAGAUCACACAUAUUCAAGUUACUUUCCCUCUUACCACCAGCCCUUGCGGCUUCUCCUUGGCCAGCCUGUCUAUCUGGAAUUGAGUCUGAAGUCUGAUAAACCAGAUGCAGUAAUUCUAGUUAACUACUGCUUGGCCUACCCUCGUUCUGCAAAGAGUGCAGUGGUCCUCAUUUAUGAAGGGUGUGCAAAUCCAAACGAUCCAAAUGUUUCCAUUCUUAAUGUCAUUGACCAUCCCAAUAGUCGCCAUCGGAAACGCUUUAUUGUGAAUGCCUUCCAGUUUAUGGAUCAAAAGACCAACCUGUACCUGAAUGAAGAA